AUGUUUAAGGUUUUUUUCAUGUUCGUUUUCGCAAAUUGUCAUUUAUUUUGUUGCCCAUAUGAAGACGAAAAGUUCAACAAAACAGUCCAGGAAGGACAUUUCAACAUGAAAUGCGAGAAAAUGGUAUGUAGAGACUGUGAUCAUUUAUUUCCUAAAUCGAGUUUUGAUAAUAUUUCUCAUAACUAUGUACAAUACUCUAGUUUAUUUAAUCGUUCCCUAAUCAUCAACAGUUUCUUGAACGCGAGAUUUUUACAAUUUAUGAUUUGAAUUUUAUCUUUACAUGUGUCUUUCUCAAAAGUACGGUCACCCGUUACUGAUGAAUGUGAGUAGCAUGAAUUUUUGUUGUUUUAUUUAAACCUAUUUUAGACUAAAUUUCAACUGACACAGAGAGCAGAACAGAAACGUCACUGAAUAAACGACCACAGCGAGCGAAGAUAUCAUUCUAUCGAAUAUUUGAUCAUGAAUAGUCGACUUAAUCUCUUGUGUUAUCAUUGCACCAUUUUAUUGUGUUUGAAUCAUAACACGCCUAAGACAUGCCGCAGUCUGGACCCUUUCGGUUGCUGCUCUUUUAAAUACGUCGCUUUGUGAGCAGGAUUUUCCUCCUUUGUCUCUGCAUGAAGUAAGCAAGAUGUAUGAAUUUAUAAUCGCAAUGGUGAACGAGUGUUUUUUUUAUCUUUUACUUGCAAUUGCUGUAUUUUCUCUUUCUUGCUCAGAAAAUUUAAACUAUCUUUACCCUUGGAAUACUUUCCGUCAGUACGCUAAAAUCAACAAUUAUUUCACGAGCUGGGAACUGUUUUAAACGCCAUAAUGCUGAUUGUAAGCUUUGCAGUUACUUGUUCGCGAAUUCUUUUUUCCGAACCUUGCCGUUAUGAACUCACUUUUCACCAAAGCUUGCCUUGAAAUAAAUACUAGCCUUAUAGAAAAAUUACCUAGGAAAACGUUGCACCUCGGAAACUAAGACUUUCUCUCGUAAUUUUCUUUCAACCCAAACCUGUGAAAAAUAAUUUGACAGUGCUGUAAAUUAUGGCGAUAUAGGCCUGUAAUUAAGGGAGAUGAAUAUGAAAAUUACAAGAAAACAGGAAAUAAGCAUUGACACAGAAAUUUGCAACAAUGUACCAGCAAUCAUAAAGACCCUCAUGUUUUCCAAAUUAAGAUAAUUUUAAAUUUGUCUGUGAAAACUUCCUUUUGCCUUACGUUUUCCGCUUCGAAACAUUUCGUUUUUAUGAAAUUUCCACUCAAAAAAGUCUGUUUCUAUUUAGUGCGGAUUUUUAGUAGUAUUCAAAAUUUCUGAACAUUCUUUGGUAAUGAGAGUGUUUUGUUAUCGUCAGAAAAACAUCUUACGCUAUAAUGUGAAAUUUUGUUUUCUUAAACCUUGUAUUUUGCUGGUUUGAAAAUAUUUUUCUAGCCUCAAGUCAUAGAAAGUCGCAUGGUUCUUUUGAUCAGCUCGCUCUGAGAGAGCCGCAUCACAAAAAUGCUAAAUGUGCCACUAACAUCUAGAUACAGUUUGUAUUUCGCCUAUUUCACUCUCAGAUAGACAAGGCACUCUCCUUAAACGACAUUAGGAGUAAGGAGGUUGCAUGUAAAGUUAUCAGUAAUGCGCGCGAUGCAAUUUCGAAGGAAGAAAGCCGAGAUGAUUUCAGUUCCAUUCGGGCAAAUAAAGAAAGACCGCCUUGAGACUCUCUUAUUAUUGUUGUAAACAUUAAAAGGAAUCUUUCCCAAAAAAUCUCUCGGUUCAGUUAGACUUUUUGUGCCAGAUCUAUCAAAUUCCUAAACUAGGACAGGUCAUAUGAUCAGUGAGAAUCUACCGCACGCUUUUCUCUGGCGGCAAUCAAUGUUAUUGCCAGAUUUUCUCUCUCAACUUCAAUAUCUUUUGACUUCAACCAACGUCUAAAGCUUUAGCCAGGAGCAUUUCAAGAAUUACGUCGGGUUUAUAGGGUACUUUAGAUUAAGCAUUUGCUUGAGAGCGACGGAAAUAAUUGCAAGUGGGAUGUGUUUUUGACGUGUUCCGUGCAUGCUUUCCAAUAACACCUCAUACUUAGCGGCUAUAUGUAGGCUGGGAAAAUUAUGAUAGCAAAUGAAACUUUUACUAUAUUCGGACUUAGAUUACAGUUUGAAGACAUCGAUAUUUGUGAUUACCUGUUGUAAAGGACGACUCUCAAAAACUGAAAGAACAUUCGCUCUGCUUUUUCAGUUUCACCUGUCCUGGAACACAUGAAGGGAAAGGAUUACUGUAUCUUCUUUGCAUGCAAGUGAACAUUAGCUUGAUACAAAACUUUAAGUUCAUCUUUUUAUUAGAUAUUUAUGUGUCCCUUCACUUCAACGGAUAAAUAGAACGGUUUGCGUUAAAUGUAGGCCAAGCUGCCGUUCUGAAGGGAGUCAGCUUGGACUAUUAGGAUGUUGUGUUGCAUAUUUGAUUGUACUGAGGUUUAUAACGACAAAUUGAGCCGACCGAAUCUCAUUUGCCCGUCAGGAAGCAUUGGUUUCCAGUACUGGGAAAUCCUAUAGAAAACCGGUUAAAACUCUAAUAAAGGGUAGGAACUUCAAAAACUUACGUAGCUGAUACAGACAUUAUUAAUUUGGAGUAUGAUUUUGGGUAAGGGUACGGUUAUGAUGAGAUAAUAUCGAACUGAAAGUUAAUUCAAAAAGAAAGUUUGAACUCAGUCUUAGCUCCUUAGGCCUGUGUUACUACUUAUGUGUUCUAUUUUUAAAAAUCGCUGUCAGCAGCUGAAUCCUUCAUGUAAAGAAACAGAUGUAGCGGAAAAGAAGAGGGCAGUCAAGUAUCCACUGAAUGUAUGUUCACCUUGAAAUCGGAUAUGAUUCCAAAAGUGAUAUGUGAAAGUUACUAGCAGUUAGGCCUAAGAUUUUCAGUUAUUGAGGUAUCGAAUGACCUUUUUGACUACUGAAUUGUGAGCAUCUAAGUACUUUUUCUAAUUUUCCUUGCACGAAAGGAUCAACUGAUUUAUGUUGCAUGUAGCUCUAUUUUUUUCUUGCAGCCUCCAUAUCCAACAUCUCGUUCUUUAAUGUUGUUAUUUUCCUCACUACCUAUUGUGAUAUCGAAGUAAUGUCGCUUUGGUAUAUUGGGAUCACGGUUUGUUUUUUGAGCUCUUCGGUACAUGAAAAACUAUCGAGCUUUUUUUAUGUGUCAAAAAGAGACUUUCUCAGGCCGUAAAAUCCAUAUAAUGUAACUUUAGAGAAAUUAUGAACAAUCUUGAAUAAAAAAAGCAAUUGGGAAUGGCAAAUUUUUUGAGAAAAUUUAGCAAAAGUCGGAUUUAUGAGGACUAAUGCUAAAAUUUAAUGGAAGUAUUUGAAAUCUCUCUAUGCAGGAGAGGAAAUUAGAUGAAGAAAUCCACUGAAAACUACCAUUGCAUGCUUACAUUUUUUUUUUACUUUUAUAAUUGAUGGAUGUGCUUCUCCAAUUUUCCAGGGUUGCAUGACCAAAGGGUUUUGGCAAUCAGCCUCUCGGAAUGGCAAAUGUAAACAGAGAACAGAAACCGGAAAUUACCAACAUAUCGCAUCGCUAACAAAAGAAUUGUAGCCCAGAGGCGUAUACGUUCCUUUUGUUAAUAGCUCAGAAAUAUCUCCACUUUGUUCCCAUGCAGUAGGAAGAAAUUAAAAUGAAACUCUUUGCAAAGCAUGCUAAUGACUUGGGUGUCCAAUUUAAACUCUCUAGUUGAAAAGUGGCAGUAAUUAAUCGCUGUAAUGGGAUUAAUCAGUGAUGUCCCUUCAAUAAUAGCUGUAUAUCUGAUAGGUGCAUAGGACCCACUUAAACCAUGAAAAUUAUUUUGAUAUUAAUUUAACGAUAACAAAAUCACGCUACAUAACUGAUACCCUUCUUUUGUAAAAUAUAAGCCUCUUAGUUUCCCUACAGGUUUCCUAGCCACAUGUUAAAUUUUCAAUAUAUUAUAUAGUAUCAUAUCAAUUCCUUUUUAAUUCUAUUGAUGAAUUACAAUCAUAAACAAACAAACAAUAAGCAGUUGGAGACAUCUUGAAAGACAGCGCUAAAAUUUAUCGGCUCAGUUUUUUUUCGCCAUUUUGUGAAUUCAAUUUGCCAUUAAUUUUCUUUUCAGACAGUGCAGUUUUCGAGUGCAGAAGUUCAGUGGUCUAUCGCUCGUUACAUAGAGCCCUUCGUCGGAGCGAUCGACGAAGGGCAAACGCUCGAAUCGUCAGCUUUGCAACUCAUUACGGUAGCCAAUUUACAUUAUCAACUCAGUUGAUAAAACCAAAAUUAUCUUGUGAUACUCCUCCACUGACGCAGCACCACAGUUUCAUUAGAAACUUACUCUCUUUGUAUUUUUUUUGGUUCUAGAUUUUUAUACUUUGUCGGUAAUUUUACAGGUCACUGGUAUAAAAGGAAGUCUUCGUCCCUUCAGCUGUGGGCACCAGUGUAAAGAGGUAAGUCACUAAGGAUAACCCUUUAACUCCCAGAUCAAAUUUGUAAUUCUCCUUACUGUCAACCAUACAAUGCUUACAAUGUUAGUUCGGAGAAUUUAUUAUUGGAUCAACUCAUUAUCCCCAAUUUGAUAUUUUUCUUUAUUCUUAUCACUUAUCUGGUUGAUAUUGUAUUGAUAUUGUAAGGAUAAAUUCUGUCUUGGUCACUCAUGGGAGUUAAAGAGUUCAAUAAAUAAACCAUUUGCCGAAACAACAACCUUAAGUCGAAGUCAUGUACAGAUCAAAACAGAUGGUUUGUUUUUCUCCUUUCCAAGACCACUGAUUUUGCUCUGAUGGUUUCGGCCAAAACAAAAAUUUCAAUCAGGAACAGAUAGAAGUUUAAAUAAUGUCGAUGUAAGGCAAUGUAUAAACCAAUUACAAUCAUUGUGCAGCAAUUGUCAAUUGAGCGUUAUUUUGUGAUUUGUCUAAAAUGUUACACCACUUUGUCCGGCUAAUCAGAUAUAUAAACAGGUAGUUCUUUGCAAUUUAGUCUCUUCGGUUUUUCCGCACUUUGAAGUUCACAUUUUUAGUCAAUGUACUUAUACAGGAUGUUUUCCAAGUUCUCAUUUUCUCUUUCUCUCUCUCUCUCUCUCUCUUGUGAACCAUAUUGCUUAUUAUCUUUUUCUAGACGACAAUAACUUAUCAUUGAAUCGUAAGAGAAACAUUGCCAACCGAGUAUCGAAACUGAUCUGGGAUUGCACUAGUUUCGCUUUUCUUCGCUCCGUAAUUGGUCCAGAAACUCGUGCCACUCUCUCCACCAAUCAGAUGCAAAACUAAACCCAAGCAAGAGUUGGUCGCCAGCGUUUUCCAGCGCAAUAGGCCAUUUUGAGUUUUCACCUUCUCUUACAAGUAUUUUGUGGCCAUUGGCCAUUGUGAUUACUUUGGUUUCGGUUUUACGUUACUCAAUCUAAAAGCGCUCCAUUGUUAAUUAAAGCGCUGUUUUGGCUGAAUUUGAAGUUCCGUAGUCACCACUGACACCACUCCCCUCUCGUUAUAGUGCAAGAAGCCAUUCAAGUUUUCCAAGUUUAAUGCAAUAACUGUGAAAGAUUGUAAAGCUAAAUGCAACCAAGUAAGUAAUUCAAUAACCAAUUGAUAUAGAAGUUGAUAUGAGGAUUCCUUACGUAAAACGUUAAGUACGUUCAUUGAUGCGGUGACAAAGCUGCACGGACUUGUUUCUUAAAAGUCACGAUAGUAAACGGUCCCAAAAUCUGAGUAGUAAUACCAGUAGCUUCAUGCUUUAGAUCUAUUCCGGUUGAAGAGGUCACUUGGCUCGUGUACAGACUUCUCUUACUUACGUUGAGUCUGGAAGCAUUUAAUAAUACCGCGGUUUUUGAAACCUGUUCCUGUUUCAGACUGACCCGUGUGAAAAAGGAUGCGAGUUUCUUCAAAGCGUUAUUAAUUCAGGUAUUUAUCAUUUAAAACACUCUUUUUAAAUAGAUAUAAUAGAGAGAAACACAUUUGAUUUAAAAGGGAAGCCAGCAUUAAGCCUUAGUAUGCAAGAGUGUAAAAAAAACUUCGGUUGAGAACCAAAACCAGGAAAUUAUGACGGCACUAUUUCUUAGGUUGAUUUUCGCAGCAUAAAAGCAAUUCCAUGAUUGAGCUUCAGUUCAUGCUUUUCUCUUUAGGGACUCGUCAUUUCCUUUUUGGCAGAUGAUGAAGGGGGGGGGGGUAGAGGAUUUUGGAGGGACAUCCCAUGGUUUUCAGGCAUUGGGAACAGGGAGAAUCAAACGUCACGACAGAGUAUAAUAGGGGACUAUAGAAAGAAAAUGACAGAUCACUAGCAAUGACAGGAUCAUAAGAAUAUUGAAGAGCUUUUUGGGGGGAUUUUAUAGUGAAAAUCAAAAUACACAUUCCUAUCCCGCUCUCUAUUGACUUAUAUAUAUAUAUAUCAAGAUACAAUAAACGCUACGUAACCCCACAAAAAGGGAAGAAAUCCCAACAAGAAUGACCCUUGCGUUAGCAGAUGAUCACCCGAGGCAAAUUUGAACUGAAUCUCACGGGAGAUGAGCACUGACCAGUUGGCUUGGUUGGUAUAGCCCUGUACUACCAUACCGACCAGUCCAACAUGCAGGGUUUUAUUUCAGCUAUGUGGAGAAUGUGCUGUGUGGAGAAUAACUUCUGAGACUCUCUAUUCUUUUCCGAUUAAAACGAUGAACCGCAGGCCUCUUUUGGUUUUCGCGCUCCUGCAAUCGCGCGAGACUUAUUUUUUGUGUUCACCUUGCGUCUGCCUGAUCCGCUGGCCAGAACAACGCAAAAAUAACUACGCACGGCUACGCAAAAUGAACUCCGUAGGCCAUGUAAAUACCCAUAUCCUUGUUUCCUUCCUUUCUUUGUAAAUUGUCGGAUGCAAUGCGGUCGCAAUCUUCUGCAAAGGGAUCUAAAGCGCACCCAGAAAGAAAAGAAAAGUGUUGUAUAAAUGCAAUAUCAUCAUUGUUAUAAAAAUAAAUCUAUUGUGGGAAAUAGUAGUAAAUGCUGUUGGAAAGUGCUCAAUACACAUGAGUGUAGAGCGAAAUACAGUUCAAAAUGACUAAAAUGAAACACGCACGAUUCCCUGUUACUCUGAGUUUCGUGCUUACGCACUGAUAUACAUCAAGUUGCUUGGAUCAUCCUCUCCCAUCAACUCCUUUGUAACGCAGAUGAUAGAUCGGGUGGCAUCUGGUAUGACACAAGGAAAAUCACCUCCAGAGGACCGUACCUUUUCUGUCGUACGUCAACAGAGUUAUUGGUUAACUUUGAGUUUCGUCUUGUCGCCGAGAGCGCAGCUGGAUUUGAGCCCGUUACCUUCAUUAUCUUUGUAAAGACGACGACGCAAGAUUGGUAUAUACUAACACUGGUAAGUAAUCAUUCUUUUUACGCAUAUGUUGAUCAAUAACAAAACUAAGCAGAUUGUUUGGCUUGAUUCUCAUCAAAAAGUUAUUAAGAAGUUGACUCCUCGCUUAAAUUCUUACUAAGAAUUUUUUGAUCGUCCUUCAUUUAUAUCUGUUACUGUGCCUUAUCUUCCUUUAAAGAUAACGAACAUUCCAACAUCAUCAUAAUUUUUAUUGGGCAAUUCACUCACGUGAUUAGGGACCUCCGCUCCUCUGAUUGGCCGAGAUUUUGUCCUAUGUACCUUGCCUUAAGCAGCCUGCAUGAGUUGUUUUUAAUACAGAAGCUCUAGUUGAAAAAUAGCAUUAGCAUUAUUUUUUAUUUUUCGGAAGAAAACAACCAGACCAAUAGGUCGAAAGAACAGCAAAACAAGAAAAAAAAAAGAAAAGCCAAUUUUACUGACUGAAUUGAAAUCAUGUAUUAAGUUAUUCUCCUCCUGCCUAAUUUGUUAAAAAAAAUCGCUCUCAUUAAUUCCUUUGCAUUAAUUGCUUAACGAUGUUUAGCUCACCUUCGGCAAAUAUUGAAAAUGAUACUUAUUCAUAAUUUUUAUCAUCAUAACAUCAUUGUAAUAAUUAUUACCCUUAUUAUCAUACUCAUGGCAAUUAUCAUCAUUGUCAUUAUUAUUUUUAUCAUCCGUUUUUUUUUUCAAGUUAGAACACGCAUCAACGAUAUAAGAGCAUUUAAGUUUUUUUUUUGGACUUCUAAUCACAGCCAAUACACAGUCUCACACUGUUAUCAAUUCACUCUUUUUUGCAAUGCUCUUCGAAGCAGAGUGGCGCUGGUCACAGACAGAGCGCCUAGUGCAGGCUAAAUAUAUUCAUAUAUCAUUUCAAUUCAGUCUUCAGAGCUUCCAUUCUAUGCAAAUGAUCUUCAUAAAGGCUUUAAAAUGCAAGUAGCUUUUGCCAUGGUAACAUCAAAGGGACUACACUCUGCACAAGAUUUUAAAAGAUUCCGCAAUAUUAGCAAAUGGAUGUCGACGUUGAGUGGUAAGUCUUUUUUUGCGAGAAGAUUAAAACUGAAACAAAAAAUUAAUCUGGUAACAAAAAUUAUCAAGAAGUCCUCAGAUUUAAUCAUUUUGACAAUUGUUUUCUGUUCAUCAGUUGAUAACAUUAAAUGCAUUUUAGUUGAUAUCGAGUAAGUCACGACUUGCCGCCGUCAAAAACCGCAUGAAGCAUUGAAAUUUUAAAAAAUUUGCUCUCACAACAGCAUAUCCAUGUGAACAAUAAGUAACAGUCUAUUUUUCACAGAAAGAAUCGAAGAAUAAGCCUCGUUUCAUAGACUCUUACAUCCUUAAGAGUGAUCAGCAUCUAAUCUCUCCUGACAGCAAUACUCCUCGAUCAUUAAUUAAGAUCACGAGUAAAAAGGAAUUGAUCGCCAACCAAAGAAUCUUUGAUUAUUAAAUAAAUUCUCCUUGUCAGUACUAAAGGAAAUCAUAUUGAGAAGAGUAUGGAGAAAGUAGAUACUGAUGUUAGGGUGUAAAUGUUUUAUAUUAACGUCAGGUUUCCCAACAUAAAGUUAUCCUAGCUUCUAGUUGUUUUUCCGAAAAGUACUGCACGACAACGCUGAACAGUCAAUCGUAGGGGUGGUGCGGUGAUACUGAAUUAAAUAAAGCCGAUAUAACAAUUUUAGAUGUGUUUUUUAAGAAUGUCAUAUUUUCUCUGUAGUUUUUAAAAUAUUCGUAAUCUCGUCUCAUUUCUCAUACAACCCUUCUUGAUCUACUGCAUUUUAAUUCAGAUGAAGAUCCUAUAGACCCUCCAAAGGACGUGAACGUUGAUUUGAAACCAGCAGGCAACAAAUUUGAGGCCCAUGUGACUUGGGGUUUGGCGCCGCACAGUAAGUGAAUUUUUGCGCGAAACUCAGAUUUGACUGAAUUAUAAUGGCACACAUCAAGAAAACUGAGAAACUUUGGAUCACCACUCUUUUCUAUAAAACAAUAGAAAAAUCUGCAUGAAACGAAAACAACAUUUUUUUAAAAUUCUGUCGUUUUUGAUGUUACUCAUAUGAAUGCACCCAAUCUUAAAUACGAAACUUUUGAAGCUGGGGAGAGGUUUAGCCUGAAUUUCAACGUUUUCAGAGUUGUUUGCCUGAGAGUUUGACGUGGGUGUCUAAGAUAAUAAUAAUAAUUUAUGGACUUAUAUCGCCCGGUUAUCGAUAUAAAAGUUUUAGUUGCGCAUUGCAAUGUUAACAACUUAAACUACACCAAAACGUUAAAGUUGAAGGUCGACUUCAAGGUUGAAAAUAAAAUAUAUAUUCAAAUUACAAGAAAAUUAGCUCAUAGUAAGGAGAAAAAAAAACAAAUUCUUAACAAAAAAAUCUCAAUCGAUCUUAUCUCUCCUUGCCAAAGGCAGAAACUGUUUCAUCGAUUUUUUGGUUGACUCUUGUUGAAAAUUUUAUAGGCAAAACAUGUGACUACAUGAUUGACUGGCGAGCUAAUGAGGAAGAUCACUGGAAUAUUGAAAGAUAUGAACUUGAUCGACAUAAGGUAGGCUGCGCUCUUACUAAAGUCAUUUGAACUUUUAUCGAUCUAAUAAGUUUUUCAUUUCUGUUUUAAUUCUAUCAGCAUCAUGUAGGUACAAAGAUGUAUUAUGUGCUGCAAGAUUUAUUGCCAAACGAGAAUUACACUAUAGAUGUAAGUUUUUAAUUAAUUCAUUUAUUUUUGACACGCAUUUGAUAACGUUAGCUGUCAUAUCAAAUAUUUUCACUUGUUUGUUGAUAAAGCUGUACUACCAAAAAAAGACUUAAAAAGUCCUACGCAAUAUAACGUUUUUUUAGGUUUUCAAACAACAUCCUCUGCUUUGAAUGCACGUUUGUCUUUCAACUUCUGAAGAAAAUUCGUCUCUGUAAAAUUUCUGUGAUUUUCAUCAUUGUUUUUCACGAAAGGAUUAGUAGAUAUUGGUAUGAGAAAUUUAAAAGUGGAACUUCAUUAUCGCAAAGAUAAGUCCUUUAUGACACAAUUUCCCUGGCAAAUUGCGUCAAGAGAAAUGUGCCUCUCAAUCUCACGCAAUAUGAAGUGACCGUGAAAAAGAAUGAAAUAAUAUUUAGUUCCUAUGCAAUAAAUUAUGCCAUUGUUUAGAUUGCGCGUUGCACAGAUCAGGAAUAAUCAAGUCUUUUUUCUCGCAUUUUAGAUCAUAUCCACCACUUCUGAUGACAAAGAAAAUAAAAGCACCGUCUAUAUUGUUACUCCAUCCUUGAGUAAAUAUCACUUUUUUGAUCAUAAUCACAUAUAUGUAGUGAUUGUUUAUUCUUCUGUUCUAUCAGGAGUCCAUUGAGUAAUGAGCUAAUGGUUCUAUACCAGUCCUUUUGCCGUGAUAUGAUGUAGAUAGUGCACUCCGACAGUUAUUUGGUGCGGAAAUAUUUUUCUUUGAUUAGCCAUUGCAUAAAAUUCAUCAGCGUUGACAAGUUCUACAGAUUUAAAAGGCUUAUAUAUCGAUCAGAAAAUGUGACAUGAUUCUUUAAACGAAAUUUAAAAUUUUUCAUCUUAUCAAUAUUCGUACAACUGAUCUAGCUUUAGAAUAAAUUAGGUCAUGAUCAUCAAUUGCCCUUACACCUUGAUUUUCUCUCAGAUUGCUCCAAUAAAACUGGCUUUAAUUACACCUGCAGUGAGUAUAAAACCUGCAAGGCGUUUUUUUUUUAUGUCAUUGGCAAGUGACAACAUUAUUUCAUUAGUCUCGAGUUUUAAGUUUGAAGUUUUCAAUUUUAUUGCCAGUUAUUUUUCAUGAAUGAUAACGCUAAACAAAGAAUCAUAAAGAUACAAUCAUGUUAAACUAACGUACUUUUUAAGAGCAAUUAAAAGUUUAGUCUGUUCCAGGCAUUUAGUGGGUAAAACGGAGUGAAAUAAUAAAUGGCGCGAAAAUUGCAGGAGAGAGAAAAAGCGAGCGAAGCCUGGAUCGGAUAAAGCUCGAUCCAGAACUCCCUCGUUUUUUCACUCCUCCAACAUUAUAGCGCUGUUUACUAUCGUUUCAUCAACGGAACGCCUGGAACAGACCAUUCAAAAUUGAUAGUCGAAAGCUGGACAUCCGGGGUUUCAUAGGUUUUGGUUCCUUUGCUAUGUGAUUGUCAUAUAGGAAUCUCGCGCCGCCCUCUCAAGCAAUCAGAUCAACAAAUAAAUCCGUUAGCAACUUGAUCAGAUUUUGCAGCGGGAUGCAUGACCAUCUCAGAGAGCUGGUUCUUUUGCAAAGCCAUGAGAGACAAGGACUCUUGAGACUGGAUUUAAAAUCAACCAUCUUUCACACGGACCCUAUCCUUCUCUCUUUCCCAGUCCUUGGUCCACCAGAGAACCUAACCUUGGUCAACGUCAAACACCUGUCACGCAAUACGUCAAAAGCUGUGGUCACGUGGUGGCCGCCACAUAAUAUAUUCUCUACAGAUCAUAUACAAGAAUACAGAUUAACGUGGAGAAAGAUUCCCAUCCUAGUAGGACAAAUGUCCGAACCUCAUAGUGAUUCUACAAAAUUACCACCAGUAAGUAAGAAUCCUGUUAGGAAGAUCUCUCUGAAAUUUGAGGGAAACCUCGAAAUGACCAGCUGUUCUGGCAGAAAACUCACGAAGGGGGUAUCACCAAGUAAAAUUUUGAAUCGGCUCUCGAGAGCCACAAGAUCAAGUAACAUCCUCUGUUAAAGUCUCCUUCAGUCGAUUGAUUUCGUUUCGCAAAGCAGCGAAUUGUUACGAAGGAGACCGGCUUUUUCAAGAAUUUUUCUGUCGUAAGUUCGCGCACACUAUGCCAGCCAAUUGAAACCAAUACUUUGAAGUAGCGCUCAGCAUUCUUAGACGGUCAGGUUUCGUCGUGAUAAACAUAAAGGUUAAUUAAUCAAAUGGCUGGCUGAGAGCGCGGACACGAUGAAGGGAAUCUCAACUGGCUACGUACCUCAAGUGCGCUGAACAUUGCCAUCUUUGUUACCGCAAUAGAGAAUAGUUUUGGUAUAAUACUUUGGAAUAAUAGUAAAUGCCUCAUCGACCAAAACUGUUCCGUCAACAUGGCUGGAUAUUUGCCCGCUCACUUUUGCGUUUCAAUGAACUUUAACUUUGUUUCUGCCCAAGGGGAGCGCAAAAAGGUACUUGAGAAAAAUCCAUCAGAUCUAAUAUCCUCGUUUAUUGUUGUUCUCUUACAGGAAAACACCAGUUUUCAAUUGGUUGGUCUUCACAAUGGUUUCCCUUACAUCUUUACGGUAGACUCGUAAUUCACUUUGCACUUAAAUGGCAUAUAAUUGAUUCAGUUUUAACCUCGGUGCCCCCUUCAAGGGGCUGAUACACUUUGUUUGUUUUAAAGAUCUCUGAUAACACCUGAUCGAUCCUUACCUCACUGUUUGGGUCGUCCAUUGUUUACACCUUCACGUGCUCAGUACAUUUGAUAUUUCAUUUUGAUAACAUCAGGUAGCAGCAGUAUCACCAAUGACAGGGAAAGGAGAGGAAGCGAAACUCUUUUUUAACACCUCAGGUGCGUCCGUGAAUCGUAUCAAAUUGGUUGAACCGUUCGAAUCAAAUAAAAGAUAAGCACAGUCAACUCUCCGCUAAUGAACACUUUCCCGUUUUGCCUCCCAGUCAGACUCUGUAUUUACACAUUUCCGUUAGUGGACACUCUCUUGUAAGCGAGACGCGCACACUUUUGAAAAUGAAAAUUGGGCUUUUCGUUUGUGUACACUCUAUCGUAAGUGGACACCCCAUGCAUAGUAAUUGACUCUUAGCAAUGAAAUUUUUCUUAACUUGCAAAUCAACAAAAAUAUGACCUGACGCAGGAACAGAACAAAGGGUGUUUGGUUUUUUCCGUUCGUUUUACAUGAAUAAGACCCCUACAUGACAUUAGUGGUCGUUGGUCAUGGUCUACGUUAAAUUCUCAAGUAAGCGGACAUCCGCCCCAUUUUUCUUACGUGAUCGCUCAUGGGAUUAAUUCUCGUAGGUGGACAGUUCCACUAACGGACACUUUUUCCAAUUCCCGAGGGUGUCUGCUUCGAAAGAGUCGUCUGUAUUAUGGGCUUCAGAACUCACCGUGAAAUCGAUAUCAUGGAUUACUGCAGAGUAUUGCUGCUCCUCCAAUGUUAAGUACUAAUCCGUCCCUGUCUAUUCACCUACCCCCCACAACCCCUCACCCCACGGUCACCCUCAGUAUUUUAUCUUACUUCUCUGAUGAUCAUCUACACUGUUGUGUGGAGAGAGAAGGGCUGUUCAAUCGAAGAAAUAUGUUUUAUCUAAGGACAUGAUCUAAAUGACUCAUCGAUUCGGAAUGCAUUGUGCUAACUUCUAGCCUGGCUUACUUCCCUUCAAAUGAUAUGAAAUAUUGAUAUUUCUACCGCAUGCUCUUUUUUCACAGGUCCUCCUGUUCGCGGUAUCAAAUACGCCCAAUCUUCACCUACCCAUAAGGCGGGCACGCCCUUCCCAUAUCUGGUGACAGCACUCGUGCUGAUAACUGUACUUGCCUGCUUCUUCGGUGCCACCUAUUUAUACAUCAAGAAGAAAUACGGAAGUAUAUCCUCAGCUGUGCAGCAGAUGCAAGUUCAGUAUAUCAACAGCAGAGCUAUGUAAGUUGAAGCUUAAAGUUACAGGCUUAAAUCAAAUUUGUGUUCGAGCAGAUAAUAAAGGCAAAGCCUCUAACCAUCGGCUGCAUGUGGUAAGCAUACAAAGGAAGCUUAUGGGAAACCCGAAGAAGAUUGUGCUAAAGAAGUUGGAACUAAAACCAAGAAUCGAAAAUAGUGAAAUAUGGCUUACUUCAUGCGUCGAAACUUGUAAUGGGCACAAAAAGAACCCUGUAGGAGACUGAAGCAUUUUGAAAACUAGAAGUGACCGCUAUUCCUGAAACUUAAAUAUUUAGUUUUUACUGGUAAAAUGUUUUCAGGUUGUUAUUUAACGGAGGCACGUUUUCGUCGGAUCUCCCUACCAUUGAGCCUGAUGAAUGGGAAGUGGAAUACAGCAGUGUUGCCUUCGGACAGCAGAUCGGCGAAGGAGCUUUUGGAACUGUUUCCCAAGCCACCGUAAUCGGCUUGAUGGGUUUUCCAGCACUUAAGGAAGUUGUUGUUGCUGUCAAGAAAUUAAAAGGUAAAGCAGUCGAUAGUUGAGAAUUGUUUUAUGCUCGAUCAACGUACGUGUACCGAGGUAUGGAUGCACACGAGAAGUUCGGAGAGCACAAGGGAAGCUUACUUGUUGUUUGAGCGGCGCUCAAGAGCAACUCAAGUCUAUUAAGCCCUCUUUGCACUAAACUUUCCGAGUGCAUUUACACCCCAGUCGCUUAAGCAAAUCCAAAAGUAUUAAACGACUCUUUUCUAAUAAGGUGGAAACAAUUUGAGCGCGAUAAAUAGGAUUUGGAUGUUAAUAUUGUCGUGACACUAUAAUGAUGUCACUUGGAGUAAUGUUAACUUUAAUGACGUCAUCAGGAGAGAUGCGACAUAAUGAUGAUGUCAUUUAGGGUGAUGCACCAUCAUAAUGACGCAAAGUGAUGUAAUUUUAUUUAAUGCAAUUUUCAAUAACAUGACAUCAUCAUAGACUAUUGAUCCCUCGGAGCUACUUGACUUUUUUAUGACGUUAAUGCUUUAACUGAUAACAUAAAAGUUACUUGAAGGAGCUACUUUUUCAAUCUGUGAAGCACCAACCGAGGACUAUAAAAAUUUCCUUCUAUUUGUCUGGUUUUUAGCAAACGCAAACGUGGAAGACCGGCGGAACUUCCUCACAGAGAUAUCACUGAUGAAAAGCAUCGGCAAACAUCUGAAUAUUGUCAGCAUGCUGGGAUGUGUGACGAGUAGCGGCCCGCUAUGUCUUAUCACCGAGUACUGUCCUCAUGGAGAUCUCAGGAACUACCUCAGACUCAUUCGGGAUAAGGUGGGAGAUUGUGUAACUUUGAACUGAGUGUUACUAUGACUACUUUGGUAUUGCUUUCGGCGUUCCGUGAUUGGUCUAGGAGACUCGAACCACACUUUAUUUCGAUCAGAAACAAAAUGUAGACCAAUCCUAACCUGGUCACUUAUGUUUCCUGCGCUUGACGUAGCUUAUUUAUUUAUGCGUUUUCAUUGGUUAUUUCUAAAGAUAUGCCUUUGCUCUGAUUGGCCAACGUGGCUGCUUUGCUUUUAUGGCGACACUCAAUUCAAACGCGAUCUGAUGAUCUUGUCACGUGCAGGCAGAACAGAAACAAACUCUUUUUAAAAAAGUUUGUUACAUUUACAGAAUUUUAACGAAUGCAAACUUAGAAGGAAACUGUAGUUUUUUCCAACUUGCUAUCCAUGUAAAGCUCUACAAGGCCUUAGGAACUAACACGAUGACUCACCAUCAUGAGCUGCCUUGUGGCCGCGGUCCUGACGUUACUGGAAAAGGAAAAUAAAUUCCGUCAUAUUGCCGGGCAAUUGUUUAAAAAGUUAUUACCACAGUUCCGUUUGGAACGUGAUAAAAUUUAUCAAAAAUUGAUGUCUUGGAGAUCACUAAAAUCUUUCAAAGAAGUCACACGACAGAUAAAAGUGUACAAAGUUGUCAGGUGCAUGCAGCCAUUGAUUCACGUCUUCCAUCUUCUUAAUCAGAAAAAGAAUCCGCACUUUGUUCUGCCCAGUGACUUUGUAAGCCCCGUCUUCAAAAGGAAAGCACUGCACAGUAAUAAGGGAUCAAAGAGUCCAAGUCCGGUGAAAAAACUUAAGGUAAUAGCACUACACCCGGAGGAGAUAUGGUUUAUCCUCUCCUGACCACAAAUGUUGACGAAAUAUUGUAUAAAUGUUGGUGAAUGGAUUACACUUAACACAGGUCCAUAUUUAAAUGAUUUAUGGCUUGCAUUGCGCCUGGGGAAAAUUGUUUUGGUAUUCAAAUAAGUGUGGCCACUCUCUUAUCAACGUCCUUGCAUGUACUCUUUUUCAAUAUUUCAUGGUUGAAAGUUAUUGCAACGGUCCCCGUUUUGUGUGCCAUGGGAUGAUUCAUACAUUUACUCUUCUUUGAUCGAACUACGACGACAACGGCCAUUCUAGUGCCUGCCCACUGCAACAGCCAAAAUAACAGCCAGCUAGUCACUGACUGAUGAACAACGUGACAAAAUGCGUGACAAUUCUCUCAGGCAAACGAACCCUGGUGGCCAAAGUAUAUUUCGUGAGAGAGGAAUUAAUUACUUUUCAGCAUUAAGAGCGGACGUUUAGCAAUCUAAUGUUAUCCUAGUACUUAACGCCAACUGUUUUGUUGACAAUCUAAUUAUGAUAACUUAUUUUUGGUUUCUUCUUCAUUUACUAUUUUGAUCAUUUCAUGUAUCUAGGUGCUGCAGUGAGCAUUUUCAAGUUUAAUUUUCCUCUUACCUUCCUAUAGUGGCUCCUCUCUUAAACAGGAAUUUCCCCUCUGUUCUCAAAGUGGACGUUGUAGAUGGUUCAGAUUCAAAUGUAAACAAAUUCUUCAAAAAGGUUCAUUUUGCCACAUCGCGCACCACCUCGACUGCCAAGAAAGCUUAUCUUUUGCAAAAACACAAAGCUGAGGAUUGCCAUUAUCGCAAGGUUUUUUAUUUUAAAUUUUUUUGUCGACAGCAAGCUUUCUCUGCAAGCUGCCUUCAGGUUCAAAAUAGUGACGAUGAGAAUCAGCCUGAAAACACUGAGGGAACAUUCAGUAAGUACAGAACUGCCUAUUAUUUCCCUCUUAUCGGCCUUUUUUUAGCCAGGUGAGUAAAGCGUUUACUGGGCGGAUUUCUGCGAAGGCAUACGAAGACCUCUCUCCGCUGGUACUGCAUUUUUCUGUUGCUCAGUUUUUCCCAAAAACCACAUGCGAUUCCCACUUAAAAGGAAAAGGAAAUUCAAUUUAUACAUAAUAGAAAAGAACAAUUAGCGACUUCCUCCCUUGUGCUUUCAUGAUGGUCUCUCCAGGGCCUGAAGUUACGAUGAUUAUCGAUGAGUCAUCGAUAACUCAUUGUAAACACACCGUUCGGUUAUUAUCAAUUUCUUGAUGAUGUGAUUCCGUUUCAGUGUCAAGCUACGAUUUAAAACCUCGUGAGACGGACAGCAAUCACAGCCUGUUGUCUUCAGUCAGGUAGAAAUGAUAUACCGCGAUAGAAUUAGACAUAUGAUGCUCGUUUAUCGUAAAUCACCUCAAACCUCUCCUGUCCAGGCAGGAAUGUACAGCAGAACUGUGGCCUCAUGGUCAGUGCGCUGGACGAGAGGUCUUGGUUCGAGUCUGAGACCGAGACCUGGCCGGGUGAAUAAGUUUUCUUGGAAAAAAUAUUCACCCUUACAGCGACUCUCUCCACUCCGGAGUAAAUGGAUACCCGCGAAUUGCCAGAUAAAUGCUGCGGGGGAGGGGGCUAACCUUACGAUAGACUAGCAUCCCAUCCAGGAAAGAGUUGUGAAACUUCAACCUGCUUCAUGCUAAGGAGCCGGGAGUACGCUCCACCUGGUUGGGCCAGGUUCGAGUACAGUUUUUACCUUUACCUUUUCAGCUGAGUGGUCAUAAUCUGGGGUCUUACUAGUUUUUUUCGAGGCUUGACAGGUACCUCUGUCAGUUCUCUUCCUUUACAGAGGGGUUCAUGUUUUCCUUUACCUUUGCUACACACUAGUGUGUAUGCUUUAGCUGACAAGCAAUGUACGCCCUCUGAUGCAGAAAGUGUUCUUUUCACAGAGGCAACACUAAGGCGUCGACAAGUCUGGACCCCACAAUUAUACACAUUAAUUAUAAAUCUUCCGUCGAUCUUUCCCUAAAAUCUUACCACUUAGCUUGCAGCCAUCUUCAUUGGCCACUUGCUUUGUAAUAGAAUCUCGAGGCCCGUUGCCACGCACGAUGUUCUCCGCACCGCAGUAAGGUGACGCAAAAACCUGAGCGAGAUUGGACCUUAGUUUAAGCUCCACACCCAACCUUUUAGGUCUCCUACUGCAAAAUCUUUCCAUUUGAUUUUCGUAUCAACUUCUCUCCUGAUAUAGCUGUCUGUGCAACGAUGCAUGCAAUUGUUCUGUCCAGCCGGUGCAUGGAAAUGACUACGUGAACCGCCAACGCAGUUGGAGCCAUGAAUCAUGUUCUUCCGCACCUAUGAAAAAUCUAAGAAUUCCUCUAAAGAUCGGAACGUCAGUUCCUUCAACCCCCCUAAAUCUCUCCCCCAGUGCCACGCCAAUUCUCUCGGGAAGUACAAGCAAAGGCAGCUCAGUUCAGGUGGGUGGUUUCAUGCUUGAAGAGAAGAGAGAUGACAUCUGCAUCGUGGUGACAGACGCUGAUCCAAAUCUAAACCCCUGGGGUAAUACAAGAAAAGUUUCCGCUGGGGAAAAGUGGAUGGCGAAUUUUGUAUCAGUAACCGAGCAAGAGAAGAAUGAACAAAACUUCCCGAAGAAAAGAUCGUCUACUCUGAGUAAGUAUUUUGAUUAUUCAUUGUUGUAGGGUUAUAUGUAAGAGGAAGGAGUAAAUUUUUUUUGUGGAAAAUUUUGUGGUUGAAAGGAUUGGUAUUAGGGAUACUCACUUCCAUGCCAUCCAACUGUCCAUCGGUUCUUUUUCUUCUUCUUUCUUUGUUUCCCCUCGUCUUUCUAUAUUGGAAAAACUUACGGAGGAAGUUUAAAAUGUUGAAACGAUAACAAGGCCAGACCAAAACACGGGGGCUACGUUCCCUAUCCUCUGUCUCCUACUUGUGUGGGUUCUUUGGUCCUGCUAACCAGUACAGAGAAAAGACGCAGGAGACGGAGCCCACAGUUCAUCAUCCUCAUCCGAGAACAUUUGACCAUUUAGCCAUUUGAAGAUGCCAUAACGAAGGAAGCACACUCUCCUCAGUUACUUUACGACCCUGAGUGUUUGUCUUGUCUGAGGCUUGAAACCUCGAUCGCCCGCACGUCAGUCCGGCGCUCUAAAACACCAAUCGAAGGGCUAACGCUCGAAACGUCAGCCUUUUAACUCUUUACGAUGGUCAGUUAACGUUAUCAACUCAAUUGAUACUACUAAAUCAUCCUGUUGCACUCUCCCACCGACGCACUUUCUUUAGAAACUUAAUCCCUUUAUUGCUCUAAAACACCUACUCACCAAGCCAAGGUAAUCUGAAUGAUACCCAGGCCAACUGUCGAUGAAAUCUCAUUUUGAGAACAUGGUCAGAGAGGUAAAUAGCACGAGUAAAAAGUACAAAAUCUUAAUCUCCACUUAAGGGGCGGCUGGAUGGGGUGUAUCAAGUGAACGAGAUCUGAUAAAGAUCAGUUGGGAUUCAUCAGCCGCUUUACGAUCCUAGGUCCAUCUAAGAGUGAGGAGCGACUGCGGAAUGAAAACAGAAGGAGAAGCCUUGAAGAAGACAUGAGGGAAGAACUAACACAGAAAGUCCUCCUGUCAUUUGCAAGACAGAUAGCCGUGGGCAUGGUAACUUAGAAGUGUGCUGCAUUUUAGCAAAAUCGUACCAUCAACCCUUUGCGUUCUGCAUGAUAUAUUAGGUCACGACAUGAGAUGAAACUGUCUUAGAUCAGAGGUUUCAAUAACUUUUCACUCGCAGGCUGAACAGACAGCAGUGAGAGGUUUUAUAGGCAGUGGCAGACCCCUCGUAGACUGCUUUUAUUGAAACUCCUGUCAAAUGUUUCCUUUCAUCAUCAUUUGAAAGGUGUACUUAAAAGAAAUAUUGUUGAAAGGUUUGGUACUUUCAAACACGCUUUACUUCGUCGAUUAUUUUAGGCGCAACCGAUUAAAUUUGUGUUUCAAUGCGUCUGAUGUGCUGUACAGUUUUUUUCUUUGCCAAAGUAUUUUUUUACUUUCACAACUUUCUUCGUCCUCUCAGGAAUACUUGUCACAGAAGAAGUUCAUUCACCGCGAUCUCGCAGCGCGUAAUAUUCUUGUCUGUGAUGAUAAUCUUGUCAAGAUAUCUGACUUUGGCCUGACCAGAGAUGUUUACGAGAGUUGUGAAUACCAAAAGGCCCAGAGUGCAGGAAAACUUCCCAUCAAGUGGAUGGCGAUUGAAUCUCUCUUCGACAAUAUUUAUACCACGCAAAGCGAUGUGUAAGCAGCUCAGUUUUUUUUCUCUUUCUUGUUAGAGUAAUUUUAUUGAGCGUAGAAAGCAAUUCGAGACUGCUGGCUCUUACAACAAACAAUAGAGAACAAAACGGUCGUUUGCAAGCUUUUCCUUGAGUUGUCAUUGGCUCCCUGUGAUGUCAUCUCUUUUCUGAUUGGGUGGUGUAUCUACUCUAGUUUUUUUAUCUUCGACGUUCAUCGAAAAUCGCCCUAAUUGACAUAUGACCAAGUCGUGAUUUUAAUCAAUUCAGAACUAAAGGGCUUAGUUAGGUAAUGAAGGUACAUUAUUUUUUCAAUUCGAAUAUGAUGCUUAGGCAAACAUAGUGACUGCGUAAAUUACCAUUCACACGACACAGAUAACGUUAGGGUCGCAUUAAAACUGAAUUUUUCAAGUUUAAAACAAAUUCCGGGAGGCAUACACUUAUACAAUUGCUCUUUGGAUAAAGGCGUCUUUUUUGAUCGAAUGAACUGAUCAAAACCAUUUCUUUGGUCAGUUUUACCUCUCAUCACUGGAAAGAUUGUGUACGUUUUCACCAGCUAUGCCAUUCCCAUGCUCUUAAUGAACAGUUUAAUAUGGAUGUAUAUUAUCAUAUGCAACGCGUGGGUCUGUACUUACAUCUCGAAUUGCACCGGGAGUGAACAGCCGCUUCCUCCAUCUCACCGAAAUAAUCGAUGCAAUCCAGCAGAUGGCUGAAACACGAAAGUUUUUAUCGUAACUUAAACAAGGGGGAGGGGGAAUGUGAAUUAAAAAAGGAAUAAAUGGCCAGGGCAUCGUGACCCUUUGCAAAAAUGGAAAAUGGCUAAGGAACUAACUUUAUCACUUUUUUAUUUGUAUUUUAGGUGGUCGUACGGCAUUGUGCUCUGGGAAAUCAUUACUCUGGGUAAGCACAUUCCUUUUAUCCAUGCUUUGAAGCAACAGUUUUCUAAAUGAUGUAUUCUGAAGGAAGAGUUUGAUCUUACAUAGGCCUCAACAAUCAUCUUUCUAUUUCACAUCGCAAGAGUUGCCAUGAUAACACGUCACAAGUACAUGUUUCUGCCUCAUCGUUGUGGUCCAGAACUUAUCAGCCCUUUUUACAUUUCUGUGGCAUUUUUCAUGGCGACAGCUACAACCAGGAUCGCAAAAGAUCCUGUCAGGGAUUCAUGAGACCUUUUUUCCAAACUAGCACUUUAUUCAGCGCCAUUUUGCCAUAGAAAAACAGUUUGUAGGUUUUGACCAACCUACAAAACUUACAAAAACUAAAUUAUAAAGGAUUAUCUGACUUUCUAAUAUUCACCAUUAAUGGUACAUUUUAAGUGCGGAUCUGACUGAUGAACAUUUCAUUCAAUCAGGUGGUUCUCCCUAUCCUGGUAUAUCAGGUCGAGAUAUUCAUAAGCUAAUCAAGAAUGGAUACAGAAUGGAGAGACCGGAAACGUGCAGUCAGCAGAUGUGAGUUGGAUGAGAAACAAAAAGCAUCCUUCUGAACUUUUAUCCUUAUUACUAGGAAUCUACCACUUACAUAAGAUCAGCAAUUUUCAAACAGCCCAGCCCUGUAUAUCAUUUUAGGUGCGCUGAAGGUCUGUCGUCAGGCCUCAUAAGCGAUUGUUAUCUGGCAACCAACCCCGGUUGACCGAGUUUCUUUGUAACAAUUUAUUACAAAAACAUUGAGUUUAACAUUUUUGCGUACGUAAUUUCCGUGCUGAACGUGUCAAGUUGAGUUGUCAUUUUGAAAGUGUUUCAACUUUAUGAGUUGGCCGACUUUUGUUCUUACUUUCGAUGAUCAUAUUUUUUUUUCUGUCAUUUCUUCAGCUACCAAAUCAUGUUAUCCUGUUGGAGAGCUAAUCCAGAAGAAAGACCAAGCUUCACAGAUCUGAGAAACGAGCUCGAGAAACUGCUAGAAGAACAGGGGGACGAACAAUAUAUAAGUGUCAACUGCGCUGAUUUUGAUGAUUACUGUGCUCUGGUUGGAAACCAGAGCAGCUCAAGUGAAAACGAAGAACUUGCCUUGCUCACGAGUGAUCAAAGUACAGCGAUAUAGACAUACGCGCACAAAUGCCCAGGAUUUAUAAAAUGAAGCAAUCUCAGCAAAACACUACUAUCGAUAUAAGUGAGACAAAGCAUGUACUUGGAAAUAGUUUUUAAAAAUCAGUUAGUCAGCCUUUGCUUCCUCUACGAACCUAGUGGUGCAUUAAAGGUCUUUUCCUAAGGUUGGGAUAAUCUGGGGUUUAGUGAUUAAAUCUGCGGUAAAUGUCACCAGAAAUUCCAAUCAGAAUUAGAGCGGAGGAGCCAAUAAGAUCUCAAAAUAAUUCGAAGAGAAACUCGCUUCAAACGCGAGAAAUGACAGUGAUCAAGUUGCCAAUGAUCUACUCUUGUAUCUGAUUGGGUGAAAGGGUGGCGUGAGUUUGUUCGACCAAUCACAGAGUGAAAGAACGAAAACCGGUGCACCCUCUGUCACCCCUUGUUCAAUUAAUACAGAAAAGUGGCGCCUCUUAGAGUAGCCUUUGUUAUAUCAUGUAAAUCAUUUUAUGAUAACUUAAAGUUGAAUUGAAAUCGAUAUUUUCGAAUAAUAAUUUCCUUCUCUCUUUCAUCUACUAUGCACCCUGUGAACGUACAACUUAGCGGGAAAGAUUUAACUGUCCGGCCCGCUAAAAUUAUAUGGUUGUCACUGAUGCAGAAGUCUUCUUAAAUUUGGCGGGCUAUAAAAAGUUUGAGCCAUCGUUUUUCUGUAAAUCGUGUUUAAUUUUUGCAGAUGACUGAGCAAUGAUUACGAGUUUUCAAUCAUUUGAAACUUUUUGACUCUUAGGUUUAAAUAGGGUGAUGGAUUUUACAGGUAACGGUUAAGAUUUUUGCCAUUGUACGAGUUACAAUUAAUUCUUUCGGUCACGGUCAAAAGAAAAACCUUUUACGGUUAACUUUUCACUUUGACGAUCGGUUAAAAUUUGCAAAUUUCACGCCUAACUGUUUUUUUUCCUCUUUUGCCUUUAUAUGGUAAACGGUUAACCUCAUUAAAACCCUCAUAAUAUACAGCAGUGAUAAAAUUAAUGUAAAUAGAUACAAUGUAAAUAUUAUUCCACAAUAAAGAUGUAG
Molecule: messenger RNA, 23245 nt
Organism: Pocillopora meandrina
Lineage: Eukaryota; Metazoa; Cnidaria; Anthozoa; Scleractinia; Pocilloporidae
Source: the annotation of a GenBank genome assembly